Cladophialophora immunda is the source of this 1001-nucleotide messenger RNA. RefSeq lists its product as uncharacterized. The transcript has 3 exons. NCBI's taxonomy places the organism in Eukaryota, Fungi, Ascomycota, Eurotiomycetes, Chaetothyriales, Herpotrichiellaceae. The coding region runs from base 29 to 631 and encodes 200 amino acids. The record is from RefSeq and is a predicted model, not a curated record.
UUUUUUUUUGAGGCCAACAUCGCCCAAAAUGCUUCUCGACGAGGAUCCAGCUACUCUCAUCCGCGCUACAAUUUCCAACUUCAACAUUGCACCCGACAAAGCCGCGCUGUCGCGCGUUAAUGACUCGUUAUCCACCCUACAACAAUCCCGUGAGCUUCGCAUUCGAGACGCAGAGACUGCGCUGAGAAAAUUAUCUCGCAAAUUGGCCACGCUUUCCUCUCAACAUCGCGAAGUGCUCUCUAGCCAUGACAGCGGCAGACAUGCCAGUGAGAUAGUACAACUCGAUACCAAGAAGUUCCGGGUCGCCAAACAGGCCUCGGAGGUAGAAGCAGAGAGCGAGAGACUAGAAGCCGAACUUGAGCGAUUGAAGAUACGACUGUGCUCGUUGGAAGAGCAAGGUGUCGAGGGUGACGAGAAUACACGGCAAGCCCGGGAGGUUGAUGAUCCCACCAUAUUGCGUCUUUGGCUAUACAGAUCACUCGGCAUCGCGCUGGAGCAGGACGAGGCAGGGAACUACAAUAAGGCGACAAUUGCAAACACGAAGAAAGGCGAUGUGCAUGUUGUCAACAUCGAUCCCAAAUUCUCGAAGUGGUUUUACGCAGACUACUUCUGGCAAACGAUGCAAGGCUGAUGUUCACGACCCGUCACGAACUUAAUGAGCACAAAGCGAGGAGUCUUGGUCUGGGAACAAUUGGGAUGAUUUUGUCUUUAGCAUGAAGGUCGUUUGCAAUUCCGAAAUACACCACUAUGUCAGGAUGGGUGAAAUGGAAAGCUGUCGUUGCCCAAGCUCCAAUUUGAAGUUGUUUUUGGCUGCUAGAUCUACGUCGAUACCUUGGGUCCUGUUCCUGGUUUACAGCGCCAGACUGAACAUCCUGCUUCGUCCAAGUACUAUACAACUACACAAGCACCAUUGCAGCCGUCCUUGAGUCAGUUGGCUUGGAUACCACCACUUGCGCUGCUGAGAGUCUGCCUCAAUAUUUUAUCUCCAUUUUAUUGCCUCA